CAGUGGUGAAGGAGCUUCCAUGCCUGAUACCUAACUGCGGCCACCUGGGAAUACAGCGCCGAGCCUGGGAUAUUCUGGACCUUGUGUGGAUACUGACUGAGGGGCGCCAGCAUGCUGUGGAAACUGGCAGAUAAUGUCAAGUAUGAGGAGGAGUGUGAGGACAGGCAUGAUGGAGGCAGCAAUGGUAAUCCAAGGUUACCCCAUCUGUCAUCAGUCAGCCAGCACUUGUACAGCCCAGCUCCCCAACUUUCUCAUUCAGGGUCCUCUGACUUUCAACCACCGUAUUUUCCACCUCCAUAUCAGCCUCUGCCGUAUUCCCAGUCUGACCCUUACUCCCACCUUGGAGACCCCUUCUCCCUCAACUCCAUCCACACUUCUCACCCUCCUCCCAGUCAACAGCAGCCAUGGCAGAGUCGUCAGAACCAAGAGCACAGUGGAAUUUCCCACCACAGCAGACCAGGCUUGGUUCAUCACAUCCAGUCUCUGGAUCCCAGCUCAGGAAGGUUGGGAAGGGAUUUCCAAAGAAGACCCGAUAUUCUUCUGCAGCAUGGACAUGGACAUGGACAUGGUCUAGACUCCUCAAGCCUUGCAGAUAACCUUGGUCUUCCAGACAUUGGCCAGCAGAUGGAGGAUGUUGCGAGUUUAGAAGAACAGAGCUUAAUCAUGCAUGACCAGACAGUCAUUAAAAAAGGUAAAAACACCCUAAAUAUGUCCUACCAGAAAGACUCGUUGAUGGGAAUCGUCAUUAAUCCAAAUGAGGUCUUCUGCUCUGUUCCGGGAAGACUGUCCCUCUUGAGUUCUACUUCCAAGUACAAAGUCACUGUAGCAGAAGUCCAGCGACGGCUGUCGCCCCCUGAGUGCUUGAAUGCAUCCUUACUUGGAGGAGUACUUAGAAGAGCCAAAUCUAAAAAUGGAGGGAGGUCGCUGCGAGAGAAACUUGAAAAAAUUGGUCUCAACCUGCCAGCUGGAAGAAGGAAAGCUGCUAAUGUGACGCUUUUGACGUCCCUCGUGGAAGGUGAGGCCGUACACCUUGCUCGUGACUUUGGUUAUGUUUGUGAAACUGAAUUCCCCUCCAAGGCAGUGGCAGAAUACUUGACCCGGCCGCACAUGGAACGCAACGAGAUGGCAAAUCGCAAAAACAUGCUGCUUGCGGCAAAGCAAAUCUGCAAAGAAUUCACAGACCUUCUCACCCAGGACAGGACGCCAUUGGGUAACGCAAGACCAAAUCCCAUUUUGGAACCUGGAAUCCAAAGUUGUUUAGCUCACUUCAGCCUCAUAACACAUGGGUUUGGUAGUGCUGCAAUUUGUGCUGCUAUGACCUCUGUACAAAACUACCUAAAUGAGGCGUUAAAGAUUGCAGACAAAAUGUACAUGAACGCAGGAGACCAGAGUCCUGGAGAAAGCAACAAAGGUCUAGACAAGAUGGACAAGCACCGGAAAUGAGGAUGUACUGUGGACAACUUUCAUUGUUUGACUAGAGGAACAUAUAAGGCUGGGACCUAUAACUUUCCUCUUGGUCUCCAUUUCUAAAGGACUCCUGAUCAGACUGGUGGCUUGGAGACCCUUUAAAAUAUUAUGGGAAGGUGAUAUUUUGCGAGGGAACUUUGAACAUAAGCACCAGAAUUUAAUUUUUUUUUCUGGAAAAUCCUUUUGCACUCGACUUCAGCCUCUUCACCUCUGUCACACAUUUCAUUGAGAACAACUGGAUCUUAUCAGGGAUUACUUUUACCCCCCUUCCCCUAAAUAUGAAAUAAACUGUUCAACAGAGGUUGUAGACAUCAGAGAAAAUCUGGACUUAAGAUUUGGCCUGUAUGCAUGUACUUUUAUGUGUGACUGCAGCCAAUUGUAGCACAUUUCAAUUUAAUCCAGCUCCAACUUAUUUUAAAUGUGACUCCUUUUUUUGUAAAAAUUUUUUUUUUUCGUAUUUUUAGUUUUAUAUAAAGGAUUAGAUGCAGAUCCUCAUAAAACAGUACAAAUUAAAUGUUUUAUGUAAAUUCAUGAACCUCUUUGCUAACUACCUACUGUAGUUAAAAAUGUUAAAAGCCCUAGUCAUCCUCUUAGCCCUAUUUUAAUAUAUAUAAAAAAAGUUUUUUUUUUUAUAUCAGAUUCAAAAAAUUUCUGGAACUUCACAGAAUCAUUUACAGAUUUUUACUUUUUUUAUUUUAGUAUAGUGGUCUUUAGGAGCCACAAGCGAAAUAAAAUAAAUGAAGUUUAAGUCUGCUAUUGAAUUCUGUGUAGAUUUAGUUCCAUUAGGGCAGCAGUGCAUUGCAAGGAGUAGUCCAGAGGUGGGCAUUGUGGCUUGAGGGUGUGUUCAAAUUUUUUUCUUACUGUACAUAAUUAUUUAUAUGUAAUUUAAGGGGCUUGUACAUAAUGGUGAAACUUUAUACCACUGAGGUAAUGGGAUGGUUGAUACUUUUUUUUUUUUUUUUUUUUUUUGUCAUCGUACAACAGGUCUAAAUUAGGAUAUUUAACAGUGUGGCGCUAAAGGUGCCUUGCAAAAGCAUUGUGUGAAACUGUGUGGGAGGGAAAGUUACUUUUUUUUUUUUUUUUUUUCCCGAUAAGAGGUGAGUGCCAUGUUGCGUUGUGUUCAAUACCUUUUACAUAUUUGUAAAUCUUACAUUAUUAAACUGUUGUAUAUUAAAAGCCUAUAAUAAAAUCCUGAGAAUUUAGAUUCUG
This is a messenger RNA of Bufo bufo (common toad), 2676 nucleotides long. RefSeq names its product transcription factor AP-2 gamma (gene TFAP2C). The coding region runs from base 112 to 1443 and encodes 443 amino acids. Gene Ontology annotation, molecular function: DNA-binding transcription factor activity, RNA polymerase II-specific; RNA polymerase II transcription regulatory region sequence-specific DNA binding. NCBI's taxonomy places the organism in Eukaryota, Metazoa, Chordata, Amphibia, Anura, Bufonidae. The record is from RefSeq and is a predicted model, not a curated record. The transcript is spliced from 7 exons. Gene Ontology annotation, cellular component: nucleus. Gene Ontology annotation, biological process: regulation of cell population proliferation; regulation of transcription by RNA polymerase II; anatomical structure development.